This is a messenger RNA of Thamnophis elegans (Western terrestrial garter snake), 1491 nucleotides long. Its product is annotated as L-amino-acid oxidase-like. Gene Ontology annotation, biological process: amino acid catabolic process. Bases 1 to 1491 code for a protein of 496 amino acids. The record is from RefSeq and is a predicted model, not a curated record. Lineage: Eukaryota; Metazoa; Chordata; Lepidosauria; Squamata; Natricidae. The transcript has 7 exons. Gene Ontology annotation, molecular function: L-amino-acid oxidase activity; polyamine oxidase activity.
AUGACGUGUGGAGAGACCAGUUCAGAUUUACUACUUCUUUUAGUACUAUUCUUGAGUGUGCCCAGUUCAGAAAAUCAUGUUACCAAGGUGGAAGAGUGUUUCCAAGAACCUGAAUAUGAAAACUGGCUGGCUACUGCAAAGCAUGGUCUAAGAAGGACCUUGAAACCUAAGACAAUUGUGAUUGUUGGAGCAGGAAUUAGUGGAUUGACUGCCGCCAAAUUACUCAGAGAUGCUGGACAUCAGGUUGUGAUCUUGGAAGCCAGUAACCGGGUGGGAGGACGUGUAAAGACUCACCGAGAAGAUGACUGGUAUGUGGAUUUGGGGCCGAUGCGAUUGCCCAAAGCUCAGAGAAUUGUACGUGAAUACAUUAAAAAGUUCAAACUUCAUUUAAACUCCUUCAAUCAGACUGAUGGGAAUGGCUGGUAUUUAAUUCGAAAUGUCAAGGAAAAAAUGUCACUCUACAAUCCUGAAAACUUUGGAUACCAACUUAACCCCAAUGAGGAGGGAAAGUCUGCAAUCCAGCUGUUUGAGGAGACGUUGAACAAGGUCACAGACAACUGUACCCUUCUGAAGGAAAAAUACGAUUCAUUUUCCACAAAGGAAUAUCUCAUUAAGGAAGGAAAUUUGAGUAUAGGAGCUGUUGAGAUGAUUGGUGAUUUCCUGAAUGAAGAAGCUGGGUUUUAUACCUCAUUCCUCCUUUCUGCUAUGGAUUAUUUCAUUUUUUCAAAUACCAGUUUUGAUGAAAUUACUGGUGGCUUUGAUCAACUUCCUCAAAGUUUCUUCCAGGAAAUGGUUAGAAUUGUCCAUUUCAAUUGCACUGUGGAGAAGAUACUUCGCACCAGAAACAAAGUGAGAGUCUUCUACAAAUGGUUGUCCAGGUCUACGUCUCUAGUUGCUGACUAUGUCCUCAUCACAGCUACAGCAAGAGCCGUGCGACUGAUCAAGUUUGUGCCACCUCUUUCCAUUCCCAAGACCCGGGCAUUGCGGUCUUUGGCUUAUGCAAGUUCUACUAAAAUUGCCUUGGUUUGCACUGAGAAGUUUUGGGAGAAGGAGGGGAUCCACGGAGGGAGAUCAGUCACAGAUCUCCCAGCACGAAUGAUUUAUUAUCCAAAUCAUGACUUCCCCCAUGGACUAGGUGUCCUUCUGGCAUCUUAUACUUGGUAUACUGACUCUGAUUUCUAUACGGCACUCAGUGAUGAAAAGUGUGUUGAUGUAGUGAUGGAUGACCUUGCGGAAAUCCAUCAAGUAUCUAAAGAGUAUCUCAAAUCAGUCUGUGGCAAAUACGUGGUACAAAAAUGGAACCUUGAUCUAUAUUCAAUGGGAGCAUUCAGCACCUACACCCCAUACCAGAUAACCCAUUAUACUCAGAUACUGGCCCAGAAGGAAGGGAGGAUCUACUUUGCUGGUGAAUACACAGCUCAUCCACAUGGUUGGAUUGACACUUCCAUGAAAUCUGCCAUAAGGGAAGCAAUUAGGAUCCACAAUGCAUAA